Owenia fusiformis is the source of this 2286-nucleotide messenger RNA. The record is from the annotation of a GenBank genome assembly. Lineage: Eukaryota; Metazoa; Annelida; Polychaeta; Sabellida; Oweniidae.
GAAAAAAGAACCAUAUGCGAGUUUUCCGAUACAGGUUCACUCUGUAUUUAACAGGUAGUUAAUAUAUGGGUACACUCUGUAAUCUACUAAUAUAGACCAAGUCUUCGAUCUAUACUUGUUCUUUCUAUGAACACAAAAGGAAGGUAAAGAUGACACCGAACUCAAAAUGAGAAGAUUCCAAUACUUUAAUAUACUUUUGUGAUCCCAAGAUAAAUAAAUAAGACAUUACAAAUUUUGAUAAUUUUUUUUUUGAACUGCACAACAUAUCUUAGAACAUAUUCCAUACUUUUAGAAAAAACAAUAUCGAGACCGUAUAGGUAAUGCAUUAGCGCCCUCUAGCGACUAAACCACAUCAUUCACUGGUGACGUUUUUAUUACACUGAUCAAUAUGCAAACCGAAAAGAUCUUCUACGCAAGCAAAAAAGAACCAGACAACCCAAAAAGAAAAUUCAAGAAAAACAAAAAUAAAAAGGAUAAACCGGUUAAAAGUGGAGUAUACGUAUUAAACUCUUUGAAUAAUGAGCUGAGUAAUGCGGUCAAUGUAUUAGAUGAUAAAGAAGAAGGCGAGGAAGAAGAAAGUUCCGACCAGAAACAAGACAGGAAGAAGAAAAUUGCAUAUGAGUGGAGCAAACCAGCGUUGUUUCAAUCUCCAUUUAUGAAGCAACCGGCACAGAAACCUACGGAAACAAUACCCUACCCUCCCAACAACUGGAACGCCGAAGACAAGAACAUAUUCGAUUUGAGCCCCGAUAACGUUCCUCCGGAGUGGAACCCGUACGUUUACGACACUAGAAACCCCAUUGAAAAAGACCGCAAACAGAAAGAAAAAUCAAAACAAAAGAAAGCUAAAAAGGCCAAGAGAGAUCGAGUAACAGAAAUGCCCAUGAAACACCACGAUUACGGCUCUGAUGCUGAUUCACGUGACCACAAAUCUGAUGACGACAACAUACGUCACGAAAAGAGAUCAAAGAAUGAUGACGAAGGCCACAGACGAGGAAGACAUGAGAAAUCCCGCCAUAGGGGCCAGCAUCCUCAGGAAAUGGACCCCGACGACCCCAGGGAAACCUGGGCGUACAGCUAUAAUCCAAAUAUCCAACUAAGAGGGGAUUAUGUACGACAGGGGGUUGAUCCUUACCGCCAGGGUCUUGGUUACUACCAACCACCUUCUCCCUCAAUGAUGGGGUUUCCACUUGGGUACCACCGGAAGGAUAAAAAGCAUGGGAAAUUAGUGUGUAUAAUGAUUUUCAAUUCAGUGCUCCUCACAUUUGCUCUGGCAAUGGUCGCCGCUGCACUGUAUUUCAUAAUUACACUUUUCGCCGGCAACCCCGCCCUUUUAGCCCAGUUUAGAAAUGGUGUAUCAGACAAUGUUCACAGUGUAGUUCCUGAACCCGAACCUGAAAUAACUUCUACAACGAGGAUGGCCGAAGUUACGACUCUUCCAACCACGACGACAACUGCUGAAGUAACAAAACCACAUUAUGCUACAAAUGGAAAGAAAGUAUACUUUUCGGGCAGAAUAAAGCUGAAAGCGAUGACUUUUAGCGACGACCUAGCUGAUCGAACAUCUAUCCUUUACCAGUUAGUUGCUAAAGAGGUCUGCGAUUCGAUAACCAAGAUUAUGGCAAGGAGUAAAAUACAUCGUGCCUAUGUUAACUGCAGGAUAAUAUCUUUUAGGUCUGGGAGUGUUGUGGCGAAUUUUGGAUUGCAAUUUUACGAAGACCUCUUAAUCAUGAAACAAAUUGCCGUAAUCUACUCCCAUCUUCAUCUCACUGUACUAGGGGUAUUGAAAACGAGCAUACGAGGGUUGGAUUCUAACAGUUUCCUCAAGCGAUACGAUUGUGACUGGGCCGCUAUUUUUAUAAAGAAGUCUUCUCUUAGCGCCCUUGCUCCUCCGAUUCACCAGCCUACUGGAAACCCAGUGAGAGUAGAGCCAUUGUUUAAUGAUUCGUUCUGCGGUGAUAAGAAGCAAGGGUUCUAUCCUCACCCCAAUACAUGUAACCGAUUUAUGCAGUGCUUGAAUAAUACUCUGAAGGAGUUCCAUUGUGUGCCCUCCGACUACGUAUUUAACAGUCGAAUCAACAACUGCGUGCCUCCCGAGUUGUAUGAAUGUCCCCUUAAUCCGACAUCUCCGAAUUUCUGUGACCCUAGACCAAAUGGACUCUAUGCAAGACAGGGAGAGUGCAACAAGUUCAUAAGAUGCGCGGAUACACGAAGAAUUGAUCUCUCCUGUCCAUCCAGAGAUUUUGUCUUUGAUCCGAAUACAAAGAAAUGCGUUCACAAAUCACA